CCCAGGCCCACACACCAAGGAACUCUAGAGGCCCAGUGGGCGAAAUGUUUCGUCUGUAGAAGAGAGGACGAAAGGAAGGACACCUGUCGCUGGCUCUUCAAAUCGAAUAGAUGACUCUGAUGUUUAAGCUCCAGCUAAGCGACCAAUUUGUUUUUUCCAACAAAUUAGGCCGCUGCUCACAUCAGCUUUGAUCGACCAGUCAAUGCAACGACGCCCUCCCUGGUCGUCUUUGGUCAAUCAUCAGUCCGCUGACCCAUGGAGGACAGAACCGACAGUCCGAUGGCUGUGAAGGUGGAGAAGCACUCGCAGUACGUCAUCCUGACUUACUUCCAGGGGGACAUCAACAGCAUGGUGGACGCUCACUUCACCCGUGCUCUCAGCAAAGUCUGCGUGGCCUCGGCGCCAGCUGCAAAAACAAAGAAAAUGUGUAAAACUCUUAAACUGGAAGAAGCCAGCCCCUGUCAGGGGAGUGACGACCCUUACUCCGAGUCACAGGUCCCGCCUGUAGGACAUCUCCUGACCUUCAGCCCUAUGGACGAUGCUCCUGACUCAUGGCACUCAUUCACCUCCAGGCCAGGAGAGGGCCCGGGACUGCCGUCGAUUGCGUACUCUCUUUCCCCAGAAGGCUUGAGUCUCACUGGACAGCAGUACGCCAGAUCCCUGCUCAACCUACUGCAUAAUGACCACGGUGAGCUGGGACCCAGCAUGGCUUCCAGCUCUAAGCCAGAACUGCUUCCCAGCUGGACGGUGCCACAAGGAUUUAGAGAGUCAGUAGACCCUGCAGUGGGCUUUGAACCUGGACGGCGUCUGGACAAGAAGGACUUGUACUGGUACUGAAGAGAGAGCGGCUGGAGCAGCUUCAACUACACCACCUACAUACCUGUGGCCCCGUAAAGCCACCUGGCUUCCUGUUCACUGGGGCAGCUGUCAGACAUUUUCUCGUCAAACAAGCCUGAGUGUCAUCUGAGAGCACACACGGGAGAAACAGCAGUGCUUCCUUUCCCUGCCCUGCUCCUUCCACGUCUCGGUAAAAUGACCUCAGCUCCUCAGUAUGUACUAACUGGAACACACUUUCUGAAAGGGGACACUCUCUGACAAACCUGUUCUGCAACUCAGUCAUUCCUCCUGUGGUGCUCAGAGCACUGUGUAUGUUGUUGUUUGGAGUUGGAUGAAGGGCAUUUUCUCUUCGUGGGCCUACACCAGUAUUAAGUUAACGUGUGAACAUUAUGAGCCUGAGUGUAUAAAUAUUAAUGUCAAGAACAGUCUACAGUUCACUUGGAUGAGUUUUUCUUGCUAUGAGAAUAUUUUAUGUAUCCAAACGGUUAAAAAAAAGUGAAGUAUAGUGAUGAUGUGUUAAUGAGUUUUUUUCUUUCUGUAAAACUGCAAACUUAAAGCCAUCUUCAAAGAGUGGAAUGUACAAAAAUGUAAUCAUACACAAACCUAAAUAAAUAUUUGAGCAGACAAAUCAAAAA
Chelmon rostratus (copperband butterflyfish) is the source of this 1472-nucleotide messenger RNA. It is a transcript of the gene vgll1l, whose product is annotated as vestigial like family member 1. The record is from RefSeq and is a predicted model, not a curated record. The transcript has 4 exons. The coding region runs from base 256 to 837 and encodes 193 amino acids. Gene Ontology annotation, cellular component: nucleus. Gene Ontology annotation, biological process: regulation of transcription by RNA polymerase II. NCBI's taxonomy places the organism in Eukaryota, Metazoa, Chordata, Actinopteri, Chaetodontiformes, Chaetodontidae.